Triticum dicoccoides is the source of this 1236-nucleotide messenger RNA. RefSeq names its product ethylene-responsive transcription factor WRI1-like. Gene Ontology annotation, biological process: regulation of DNA-templated transcription. Bases 1 to 1236 code for a protein of 411 amino acids. The record is from RefSeq and is a predicted model, not a curated record. The transcript is spliced from 6 exons. NCBI's taxonomy places the organism in Eukaryota, Viridiplantae, Streptophyta, Magnoliopsida, Poales, Poaceae. Gene Ontology annotation, molecular function: DNA-binding transcription factor activity; DNA binding.
AUGGCGGCGACCAAGAAGCAGCCCUGGCGUGGCGCCGCCCCGCUCUCCACUGCCUCCUCCUCCUCGGCGUCCUCCUGGCCCUGGGGCUCCCGCAUUGCGCCGUCCCGUGCGCGGACGCACGGGACGACGAAGAAGAAGAGGGGCCGGGGCGGGAGCGGGAGCGGGAGCGGCGACGCCGUGGUUGUCCCGGCGAGGAGGUCGUCCGUCUACAAGGGCAUGACUAGGCACAACAUCUCAGGGAGGUACGAGGCGCACCUGUGGGACAGGCAUUGCCGGAGCACGGCCCAGGGCAGGAGAGGCAAACAGGGAUGUUACAAGACAGAAGAGGAAGCAGCUCGCACCCAUGAUCUCGCGGCGCUCAAGUGCUGGGGUUCAGAUUGCGGGCUCCUCAACUUCCCAGUGGACACGUACAGGCAGGAGCGCGAGAGGAUGCAGCGGAUGACACGGGAGGAGUACCUGGCGAGGCUGAGGCGCAACAGCAGUGGCUUCACAAGAGGCGUCUCCAAGUACAGGGGAGUUACAAGGUGUUCAACAACUUAUUGGCACCGCACGCAUCACGCGAACGGCCGGUGGGAGGCGAGGAUCGGUCACUCUGCCGACACGCAGUACUCCUACUUGGGAAUUUUCGGUGUGUCCCUGAACUGGCACUUUCUGAAAGGUGUCUUGUGCUUUGGCAUUUUCCCUCCAGAUACCCAGGAGGAGGCGGCCAGGGCCUACGACCUCGCCGCGAUACGAAUCCGCGGCCCCGGCGCUGUCACCAACUUCGACGCCGACUGCUACGUGGACAUCCCGCAGCCGCUCCCCUGCAAGCCCGAGCCGGACCCGGAGCCGGCCGCGGCCCGUCCAUGCCCGCCGGCGCCACUGCCGCCGCCCAAGAUCGAGCCCAAGGACGAGCCGGAGAACCACUUCGAGUUCGAGCGCGAGCCGCCGCCCGCCCCGGCGCUCCGCGACGACGCCGACCACGUGGACCGCGCCAUCGCCGAGGUCCUGCAGGCGCUCUGCGUGGACCGCGCCGCCUUCGAGGCCAGGUACCCGCCCCGCCGCGCGCGCGUCGCCGCCCCCGCCGGCGCAGGGUGGCCAACGCCGUCGGGCUCGGACGACCUGCCGGUGCCGGGCGACGCGGGCUUCUUCGAGGACGACAUCGAGAGCGUGCUCUUCGACGCGCCCGGCGACGCCGAAGUCCCGCGCGCCGCCACCGCCACGAUCAGCUCGCUGGCGUCUGGCCGCUGGUGGUGA